Molecule: messenger RNA, 696 nt
Organism: Drepanopeziza brunnea f. sp. 'multigermtubi' MB_m1
Lineage: Eukaryota; Fungi; Ascomycota; Leotiomycetes; Helotiales; Drepanopezizaceae
Biological process (GO): protein phosphorylation
Molecular function (GO): ATP binding; protein serine/threonine kinase activity
Source: RefSeq, a predicted model, not a curated record
AUGCAGUCAGUCCAGACAGGUGAGAUAUGGUGCUUGGACAACGAGGUUCCGAGCUUUCUCCAUUCAACAAUUGUCUUUCAACGUGACGGGGUUCACUUUGUAUGUCAGUCUGAAGAGCGCAAGCCUAAACUUGAUAUCGAAAGCAUCAACGCCCUUCAUCCCAGAAUGAUUCCCCGAGAAGAUAUAUGUCCACUUGUUGAGGAGAAUCUCACUGUCUGUGAAGAGCCUACCAAGCCAGACAUCUUUAUCAAACGACCCGACCUGACCUCAUACGAUGGUAGCUCCAAUCUUGCCGAUUUCAUCCUUCAAGAAGCUCGUAUAUGCGAGAUUCUGAUGCGCCAUCCUCACCCACACAUCGUUAAAUACUUUGGAUGCUACGUGGAGGAAGGUCGAAUCGCAGGGCUUUGUUUCCAACGUUAUGCGGAGACGGCUGAAGACAGAAUGUUAAGCGGUCGUCCAAUCGACAAAGACAAGGUCUAUGCUCAGAUCAGCGAUGCCGUCGAGCACCUUCACUCGAUCCACGUGGCACAUAGAGACAUUAAAACAGCCAAUGUAAUGUUUCCCACGGAAUCGAGCGACUUCGCGAUCCUAAUCGACUUUGACGCCUCCGCCGUCAUAGGCCAACCACAUCCAGCAAAACGGGGCUUGAGUGAUGAGCAGGGGCUUGAGAAACUCGCGAAGUCUCUCGCCAGAUAG